AUGCCCCUGGAACUUUCAGGGAGGUUCCAGAAGACCGUGACAGGGCUGCUCAUUGAGAACACUCGUCCCUCAGACUCAGGCAGCUAUGUGUGUGAAGUGUCCAACAGAUAUGGAACUGCUAAGGUGAUAGGCCGCCUGUACGUGAAACUCCCAGCCAGCCAGGAUCGUGGGCGUACAGGUGCUUACCCAGUGUGUACAAAGAGACCUUGGGAUGUGGAGCUGGAUCCUUCCUAUAUGGCCCCAACAUCACGUGAGCCACUGAAAGCUACCAUCAGUCCCAGGAAGGUUAAAAGCAGCGUGGGCAGCCAGGUUUCCUUGUCCUGCAGCGUAACAGGAACUGAGGACCAGGAACUCUCCUGGUAUCGAAAUGGUGAAAUCCUCAACCCUGGAAAAAAUGUGAGGAUCACAGGGAUCAACCACGAAAACCUUAUAAUGGAUCACAUGGUCAAAAGUGACGGGGGCGCAUACCAGUGCUUUGUGCGCAAGGACAAGCUGUCCGCUCAAGACUAUGUGCAGGUGGUGCUCGAAGAUGGAACCCCCAAGAUUAUUUCUGCCUUUAGUGAAAAAGUGGUGAGUCCAGCAGAACCGGUAUCUCUCAUGUGCAACGUGAAGGGAACGCCACUGCCCACAAUCACGUGGACCCUGGACGACGAUCCCAUCCUCAAGGGCGGCAGUCAUCGCAUCAGCCAGAUGAUCACGUCGGAGGGGAACGUGGUCAGCUACCUGAACAUCUCCAGUUCUCAGGUCCGGGACGGGGGAGUCUACCGCUGCACUGCCAACAACUCGGCUGGAGUCGUCCUGUACCAGGCUCGAAUAAACGUUGGGGGGCGUACUACAGCGGCCUUGCCAAUGUGUGAACUGACUGAAGUGGUGCUCAAAGAUCAAAAGCUCAAAACAGAUCCUGGGGCCCCACCAGUUCAGACUCCUCCAGACCGUGUUCCACCUUUUAUCCAACCCUUUGAGUUUCCAAGAUUCUCUAUUGGGCAGCGAGUCUUCAUCCCAUGUGUUGUGGUCUCAGGGGACUUACCUAUCACAAUCACCUGGCAAAAGGAUGGCCGGCCAAUUCCAGCGAGCCUCGGAGUGACCAUUGACAACAUCGACUUCACAAGCUCCUUAAGGAUUUCCAAUCUCUCCUUGAUGCAUAAUGGGAAUUACACCUGUAUUGCCAGGAAUGAGGCAGCAGCUGUGGAACACCAAAGCCAGCUAAUUGUAAGAGUUCCUCCCAAGUUUGUGGUUCAACCACGGGACCAGGAUGGGAUUUACGGCAAGGCAGUGAUCCUCAAUUGCUCAGCUGAGGGCUAUCCUGUACCUACCAUCGUAUGGAAAUUCUCUAAAGGUGCUGGGGUUCCCCAGUUCCAGCCAAUAGCCUUGAAUGGCCGGAUCCAGGUUCUCAGCAAUGGGUCGUUGCUGAUCAAGCACGUUGUGGAAGAAGCCAGCGGCUACUACCUCUGCAAGGUCAGCAACGAUGUGGGCGCAGACGUCAGCAAGUCCAUGUACCUCACGGUGAAAAUUCCUGCCAUGAUAACAUCCUACCCAAAUACUACCCUGGCUACUCAGGGGCAAAAGAAGGAGAUGAGUUGCACAGCCCAUGGUGAGAAGCCCAUUAUUGUCCGCUGGGAGAAAGAGGAUCGAAUCAUUAACCCUGAAAUGGCCCGCUAUCUCGUGUCCACCAAGGAGGUGGGAGAGGAGGUGAUUUCCACUCUGCAGAUUUUGCCCACUGUGAGAGAAGAUUCUGGCUUCUUCUCCUGCCAUGCUAUCAAUUCUUAUGGGGAGGACCGUGGGAUAAUUCAGCUCACAGUGCAAGAGCCCCCAGACCCUCCUGAAAUUGAGAUCAAAGAUGUCAAAGCACGCACAAUCACGCUCAGGUGGACCAUGGGGUUUGAUGGCAACAGUCCCAUCACGGGCUAUGAUAUUGAAUGCAAAAACAAAUCAGACUCCUGGGAUUCUGCUCAGAGAACCAAAGAUGUUUCCCCUCAGCUGAACUCGGCCACCAUCAUUGAUAUCCACCCUUCCUCCACCUACAGCAUCCGCAUGUACGCCAAGAACCGGAUUGGCAAGAGCGAGCCCAGCAACGAGCUCACCAUCACCGCGGACGAGGCAGCUCCUGAUGGUCCACCUCAGGAAGUCCACCUGGAGCCCAUAUCCUCUCAGAGCAUCAGGGUCACCUGGAAGGCUCCCAAGAAACAUUUGCAAAAUGGGAUUAUCCGUGGCUACCAAAUAGGUUACCGAGAGUACAGCACUGGGGGCAACUUCCAAUUCAACAUUAUCAGUAUCGACACCACCGGGGACAGUGAGGUUUAUACCCUGGACAACCUAAACAAGUUCACCCAGUAUGGCCUGGUGGUGCAGGCCUGCAACCGGGCCGGCACGGGACCUUCUUCUCAGGAAAUUAUCACCACCACGCUCGAGGAUGUGCCGAGUUAUCCCCCCGAAAAUGUCCAAGCCAUAGCAACAUCACCAGAAAGCAUAUCAAUAUCCUGGUCCACACUUUCCAAGGAAGCCUUGAAUGGAAUUCUCCAGGGGUUCAGAGUCAUUUACUGGGCCAACCUCAUGGAUGGAGAGCUGGGCGAGAUCAAAAAUGUCACCACCACACAGCCUUCCCUAGAGCUGGAUGGGCUAGAAAAAUACACCAACUACAGCAUCCAGGUGUUGGCUUUUACCCGCGCUGGAGACGGGGUCAGAAGUGAACAGAUCUUCACUCGGACCAAAGAGGAUGUUCCAGGUCCCCCCGCGGGCGUCAAGGCAGCUGCGGCCUCAGCCUCCAUGGUCUUCGUGUCCUGGCUUCCCCCUCUCAAGCUGAAUGGCAUCAUCCGAAAGUACACCGUAUUCUGCUCCCACCCCUACCCCACAGUGAUCAGCGAGUUUGAAGCCUCCCCUGACUCAUUUUCCUACAGAAUUCCCAAUCUGAGUCGGAACCGUCAGUACAGUGUCUGGGUAGUGGCGGUGACUUCAGCUGGAAGAGGCAACAGCAGCGAAAUCAUCACAGUAGAGCCGUUAGCCAAAGCUCCUGCACGAAUCCUUACCUUUAGUGGAACAGUGACUACUCCGUGGAUGAAAGACAUUGUUUUGCCUUGCAAAGCUGUUGGGGAUCCUUCACCUGCAGUAAAAUGGAUGAAAGACAGUAACGGGACACCCAGUCUAGUAACGAUUGAUGGGCGAAGGGGCAUCUUCAGCAACGGAAGCUUCAUUAUCCGCACUGUGAAAGCAGAAGACUCCGGCUACUACAGCUGCAUCGCCAAUAACAACUGGGGAUCAGAUGAAAUUAUUUUAAACUUACAAGUACAAGUUCCACCAGAUCAGCCUCGGCUUACAGUAUCCAAAACCACCUCUUCCUCCAUUACCUUGUCCUGGCUCCCUGGAGACAACGGGGGCAGUUCUAUCAGAGGGUACAUCUUGCAGUAUUCCGAGGACAACAGCGAGCAGUGGGGGAGUUUUCCUAUCAGCCCAAGUGAACGCUCUUAUCGCCUGGAAAAUCUGAAAUGCGGGACUUGGUAUAAAUUCACUCUUACUGCCCAAAACGGAGUGGGACCAGGGCGCAUAAGUGAAAUCAUAGAAGCAAAAACAUUAGGAAAAGAGCCCCAGUUCUCAAAGGAACAAGAACUAUUUGCCAGCAUCAACACCACACGCGUGAGGCUGAACCUCGUUGGGUGGAAUGAUGGUGGCUGUCCCAUCACCUCUUUCACACUGGAGUACAGGCCCUUUGGGACCACAGUCUGGACCACAGCUCAGCGGACCUCUCUCUCCAAGUCCUACAUCUUGUAUGACUUACAGGAAGCCACGUGGUAUGAACUACAGAUGCGAGUAUGCAACAGCGCUGGCUGUGCAGAAAAACAGGCCAACUUUGCCACGCUGAACUAUGAUGGAAGUACAAUCCCCCCACUCAUUAAAUCAGUCGUCCAAAGUGAAGAAGGGCUGACGACCAACGAAGGGCUGAAGAUGCUGGUGACCAUCUCCUGUAUCUUGGUGGGGGUCUUGCUGCUGUUUGCACUCUUGUUGGUUGUCCGGAGAAGGCGACGGGAGCAGAGGCUGAAGAGGCUGAGAGAUGCAAAGAGCCUAGCUGAAAUGCUCAUGAGUAAGAAUACCCGGACUUCAGAUACCUUGAGCAAGCAACAACAGACCCUGAGAAUGCAUAUUGACAUACCCAGGGCUCAGCUUUUGAUUGAAGAGAGAGACACGAUGGAGACCAUCGAUGAUCGCUCUACUGUCUUGUUAACGGAUGCUGAUUUUGGAGAGGCAGCGAAACAAAAGUCCCUGACAGUGACUCACACGGUCCACUACCAAUCAGUGUCUCAGGCCACUGGGCCCUUAGUGGAUGUUUCGGAUGCUCGGCCGGGAACGAAUCCUACCACCAGGAGGAAUGCAAAGGCUGGGCCCACAGCAAGAAACAGGUAUGCCAGCCAGUGGACCCUCAACAGACCCCACCCCACCAUCUCAGCACACACCCUCACCACAGACUGGCGGCUGCCAACACCCAGGGCUACGGGAUCGGUGGACAAGGAGAGUGACAGUUACAGUGUCAGCCCCUCACAGGACACAGAUCGAGCCAGAAGCAGCAUGGUCUCCACAGAAAGUGCCUCCUCCACUUAUGAAGAGCUGGCAAGGGCCUACGAACAUGCCAAGAUGGAAGAGCAGCUGAGGCAUGCCAAGUUCACCAUCACAGAGUGCUUCAUAUCAGACACGUCAUCCGAACAGUUGACGGCAGGGACAAACGAGUACACGGACAGUCUGACCUCCAGCACUCCUUCAGAAUCGGGGAUCUGCAGAUUUACUGCAUCUCCCCCCAAACCUCAGGAUGGAGGACGAGUGAUGAACAUGGCAGUUCCAAAGGCACAUCGGCCAGGUGACCUCAUACAUUUGCCUCCAUACCUUAGAAUGGACUUUUUGUUAAACCGAGGUGGUCCAGGCACCAGCAGGGACCUGAGUUUAGGACAAGCCUGCUUGGAACCUCAGAAAAGCCGGACCCUGAAGCGCCCCACGGUCCUUGAGCCCAUCCCGAUGGAGGCCUCCUCCUCCACCUCCUCCACGAGAGAAGGACAGUCGUGGCAGGCAGGGGCCGUGGCCACAUUACCUCAGCGAGAAGGGGCCGAGCUGGGACAGGCAGCUAAAAUGAGCAGCUCCCAAGAAUCACUGCUCGACUCUCGGGGCCAUUUGAAAGGAAAUAAUCCCUACGCAAAAUCUUACACCCUGGUAUAACAAACAGCAUGACUGGACAGCGGUUGUAAAUACAAUUUAAACAAUUCAAUCAAAGCUACCUUUUUUUUACGGAAUUCCAAUAUUUAUAAUUAAAGAAAAUUGCCAAAAUAUAUUAAAAAAAAAAAAAGAAAAAAUACUGAAACCACAGACAGUGCAAAGACUCUCCUGCUUUUUUUCUGUCUGAGUGUGAGCUCCAUCCGCCUGGGCAUCUGAUUUUUUGGGAAAGAAGUCCAGUUUUAUGAUCUUCACAGGCUAUUGCAUUUUUACUGAUUUUCUACAAAGUGCAUGGGGAACUAAUUAAACCUUCUGACUGGAAGUUCUAUCACACAAGAGUCAAGAAAGAAAACAGGGGGGGAAAUUAGCCUAUUUGUGAAUUUAAAAAGAACCUUCAUUUGGGGGCAGGGGAAAACUUUAGUCACGUUUGCACAACUUCCUUUCCCAUUAGAAACUGGGUCCUCAAUUUGAUCUUCUUUUGUUGUUAAUUAGGAUGAGUGCCGUCAGUGAGGGGUGGGGGGAAUCAAUUUGGUUUUCUUUUUUGUUUAUUUUUUAAUUU
Tupaia belangeri chinensis (Chinese tree shrew) is the source of this 5746-nucleotide messenger RNA. RefSeq names its product DS cell adhesion molecule (gene DSCAM). Gene Ontology annotation, molecular function: protein binding. Gene Ontology annotation, biological process: cell-cell adhesion. Bases 1 to 5193 code for a protein of 1730 amino acids. The transcript has 30 exons. The record is from RefSeq and is a predicted model, not a curated record. NCBI's taxonomy places the organism in Eukaryota, Metazoa, Chordata, Mammalia, Scandentia, Tupaiidae.